Molecule: messenger RNA, 1685 nt
Organism: Rhinolophus ferrumequinum (greater horseshoe bat)
Lineage: Eukaryota; Metazoa; Chordata; Mammalia; Chiroptera; Rhinolophidae
Gene: NUDT16
Product: nudix hydrolase 16
Exons: 3
Coding region: 52-621 (189 amino acids)
Biological process (GO): mRNA catabolic process; sno(s)RNA catabolic process
Cellular component (GO): nucleus
Molecular function (GO): snoRNA binding; phosphodiesterase decapping endonuclease activity
Source: RefSeq, a predicted model, not a curated record
UCAGCCAGCACACGUGGGCCUUCAGGACAGCUCUGGGGAAAGCUUCCGGCGAUGGCCGGGGUCCGCAAGCUGGCGCUGGAGGAGUCCCUGGCGCUGGGGCCUAACUGGCGACACGCGUGCCACGUGCUGCUCUACGCGCCGGACCCCGGAAAGCUGUUCGGCCGCAUCCCACUGCGUUAUGCAGUACUGAUGCAGAUGCGCUUUGAUGGGCGCCUGGGCUUCCCCGGAGGUUUCGUGCAGUUGCGGAAGGAAAGCCUGGAGGAUGGACUGAACCGCGAGCUGGUCGAGGAGCUGGGCGAGGGUGCGGCCGCCUUCCGAGUGGAGCGCGCAGACCACCGUCACUCGCGUGCCAUAUCCGGCCAGCACAUCGUGACCCACUUCUAUGUCAAGUGUCUGUCGCAGGAGCAGAUGACUGCAGUGGAGAUGGGCGCCCCGCAUGCCAAGGACCACGGGCUGGAGGUGCUGGGCCUGGUGCGGGUGCCCCUGUAUACCCUGCAUGACGGUGUGGGAGGCCUGCCUGCCUUCCUGGAGAAUACCUUUAUUGGAACUGCACGGGAGCAACUGCUAGAAACCCUCCAGGACUUGGGACUGCUGGAAUCUGGCUCUGUCUUCAAGCAUUAAGAUCUCAGCUUUUCACCAGAGGAGCCCCCCAAGGACCCAUGGGACCUGAGAUCAAGACCUUUGUACUGAGAGGGAGGGAGAAGAAAGGGAAUGUUUUCUAUGCUGGGCCUGGGCCUGAUAGGUGGUAACAGGUUAACUGAAGUAUGUACCAUAUGUUCUAAGCAGAGGGCCCCCAGCAACUUGUAGCAUUAGGGGCAAAAGUCUGCAGCUCAUCCCAAAGGCCCUGGCAAGUUCUCAGAGCCUGCCUCUACCCGAUACAUUUGCAUGGACAUAACCUGGCAGCCCUGACAUGUGAAUGUACAGUCUGUGCCCACACGCAAGCUGAUGCCUCCCUGACUCCCAAAGUUUAACCAGGAAGUGGCCUGUGUGGGGCCUAGGUUGUCCCAGUACCCAUCUCCUUGCUGGGGAGGAAUUUCUGAACCAGGGAAGGGGCUCUUCCCACACUCCUACAUGGUUGUUCUCCAGAGUCUAGCCCAGCCCAUGCUUGUUGGGGAGGACAGGGAAGCAAAGGUCCCUUUUUCCCCUCUGAAAGUGGCCUGGAGAUGGCCAAAGCAAUAUACUUCUGAAAGGUGGUGGAGGGUCCUAACAAGCCUCCUGCCCUCUUCUGAAACUGAGUAGAAGGGGUGAGGAAAUGGCUUGGUCCCCUUGGACUGACCUGGGACUUGAGAGUUCUGAGUCCUGAGUUCAGCAUCUCCUCCAGUGCUUUCAUCUUUGGGACCCCUUAGACUCUGGAGACAUCAGAAGGGAACUGACCCAGCCCUGGUCUAGCCCUGCUCUGACUAAAAGAGUCUCCCAGUAAAGAAGUGCUUAUAGCUGGGCUUCACGGCCCUUUGGUUCUUUCAACAAUCUGUAUGAGGUAUUGGAAAUCUACGGAUGAGAAGCCAUAGGCCUUGCUCUCUUUGAAGUCAGGAAGCUUUUGGGGGCCAAAUGGUAAAUAUUUUAGGCUUUAUUGGACUACGUGGUCUUUGUAGCAACUAUUCAGUUCUGCCACGUCAGAAGUAGUAAUGGACAAUACAUAUAUAAAUGAGUGUGGCUGUGUUCCAAUAAAACUAUUUUUAAAAGGA